AAUUAUUGCUUCCUACGCUUCUAUAUGGUAUCGGAGUUGUGAAUCUCUUUCGAUUCAUCGAUCCAUCACCGCGUCACCACUGCGCCAAUCACCGCCAUCAAUGGCGUCUGCGAUCCCCCCUCCUAGGGUUAUCACCAAAGACACGCCUAUUGUCCAACUUCAUUCCAAAACUCAUUUCCCCAUCAAAUUAAACAACACCAACUUUGCAAUCUGGCAACGUCAAGUUCAAUCCACUCUUAUUGGCCUUGAUCUUCUUGGUUUCGUUUAUGGGAGUGUUGCUGCGCCGUCGUGCUCUCAAGCCGAUGGCACCUUUAAUCUGUGCUACUCUGUUUGGUACAGACAAGAUCAAUCAAUAAUCGGAGCUCUUCUUGGCAGCUGCUCGGAUACAAUUCAGCCCCUCAUCUCUAACACAGAAUAUCUUCAUGAAAUGCGGAGUCUGGCAAACGAAUUGGCCCUCGUUCAAAAUCCUAUCUCUGAAGAGGAUCUUGUGGUCCAUGUCCUCAAUCAAGUUGGCGAAGCCUAUGACCCCCACACCUCUGGUGCUCGUUUUCGUGAGCAAACCAUCUUAUUUACCGAACUCGGUGAUGUCUUACGUGACAUAGAGGAAAAGCUUCAAGCUUCGGAUGCUGCCACUCAGACAAUUGUGGCCACUGCCAAUUCUACUCAGCGAGCCACGUUCUCCAAGAGUGGCCGAUCUGUGCCACGGGAUGCUCCGGCCUAUCAUGGUGGCGGUCGACGUCCUUUUAAUAGCGCUGGUCGCACUUUGCCUCGUGAUGGGGGUUGUCAGUUUUGCUCAAUUCCUGGUCAUGACAUCAAGGCAUAUGUGGUAUCUGAAUAUGACCUUGGAGGAGAGGGGGACCUCUUCAAGGCUCCCAAACCUAUUAUAGAAGAACCAUUUGUGGAUCUUGAUCCAAUGGCAUCUUCCAUUCCGCUGCUUUCGUGUGCCGAAGAUGUCGUGUCCAUCGAGUUUCUCAAGGUCUCGGAAAUCGAAUCAUCAUUUGAGAAGGAACAGCUCCUCAGUGAUGUUUUCUAUGGAUGCAGCACAGAUCUUUUGUCCAAAGGAGUGGAAGCUUCAGUGUCCGAGGUUGUCCCGGAUCCCAUUUCCAAGAAUUGCGGAGAAAUGUCGGGUUCCAAGGCGUCGUUUCAGAAAAGCGAGAGUUUUGAGUCUCUAUGUUCCAUGGAAAUGGUGCAUGGAGGAGCUCCAAUGGGGCCUGAUUUUCUUGAUUUUUAUGGAGUGGGGUAUAGUGCUGCUGCUUAUGGGAUAAGAAGAUCAUUCAGUGAAGGGGACAUUAAGAAUCUUGGACAAGGCAGCGUAAGCCUCCUCAACGCUCAACAUGGCAUUUCUGAGGAUCGAAAGGAGAAGCUUUCCAGAUACAGGAGCAAGAGGACUAAGAGGAAUUUUGUGAGGAAGAUAAAUUAUGCUUGCAGGAAGACAUUAGCUGACAACCAACCAAGGAUCCGUGGAAGAUUUGCGAAAAUGGAACUCGAUUCAUCCAAGAAACUCAGCAGCUAACUCUCUAUUAGAACAAGAACAAGA
Molecule: messenger RNA, 1537 nt
Organism: Cuscuta campestris
Lineage: Eukaryota; Viridiplantae; Streptophyta; Magnoliopsida; Solanales; Convolvulaceae
Source: the annotation of a GenBank genome assembly